AGCCGAUCAGGUUGCUAAGUGCAUCAAGAAGUGUGAUGGACGCAGGUCAUGCGCGGUAAUGGAUAGGCGCCAGCACGGGAGAGGAUCCGAGUUCCACAACCGGCGGCAUUUCUGUUGGUGUAUCUCGCGGGGUUAAGACUAGGGUUUAGAUCGAUCUCGUCGCACGCCUUAGAUACAAUACCCCGUAUUCCUCGUCGAGCUUUGCGGGAUUCCCUCAGCCUACCCGCCAGAGGAAUUUGAUCGCUGUUAUGGCGAAGUCUUGGCGCAGACAUCGCGCGCCUAUUGCUGCUCGCUACUCGCCCCUUGCCAAUUCUAAUCUAAAUGGCCAGAUUGAUGAUUGAUGAUCAAGAUUUAGGAUUCUUCGCCAAUUUUCUAGGCAUCUUCAUAUUUAUUUUGGUGAUUGCUUAUCAUUAUGUGAUGGCAGAUCCAAAGUAUGAAGGAAACCAAUGUUAAGAUUGUGGUGUUUUAGAAGGAUUCAGAACUUCUAUCUAUGGGUCUUAUAUCUAAACGACAGUUUUUCCGGUUUUACAUAAAACUUGAGCCAGAAACUUGUAAGAAUUUUGCGUCUGCUUCAUAAUGAGGUAACUCUUGGCCUUCGGUGCCCAUUUUUAUAAGUACUACAUGAAUAUAUUGCCUCUUUA
Messenger RNA from Musa acuminata subsp. malaccensis (wild Malaysian banana), 641 nucleotides. RefSeq names its product dolichyl-diphosphooligosaccharide--protein glycosyltransferase subunit 4C. NCBI's taxonomy places the organism in Eukaryota, Viridiplantae, Streptophyta, Magnoliopsida, Zingiberales, Musaceae. The record is from RefSeq and is a predicted model, not a curated record.